GCCCCGGCUCUCCCUCCGCUACAUCAACCAGCACAAAAAAAAAGCGCUACCACCGGGCAGGCACAAGAACACCGGCCAGGUGAAAUGGACGAGCCUUCGGAGCAAAUGCGGCCCCUCCUGAGAACAGGUCUAGAUGAGGAGGCAAUAGUUGACCAUGGAAAGACCAGCUUCACAACUCACACAAACUAUGAAAAAGAAGAAUUGGAAAGCCACAGAGCAGUAUACGUAGGCGUCCAUGUUCCUCUUGGAAGGGAAAGCAAGCGGAGGCAUCGCCACCGAGGACACAAACACCACCGAAAGAAGAAAGAGAAAGACUCCGAGGAGGGGAAGGAAGAUGGCAGGGAAUCCCCCACAUACGACACACCGUCCCAGAGGGUGCAGUUCAUCUUGGGCACAGAGGACGACGACCUCGAGCACGUCCCCCAUGACCUCUUCACUGAGCUGGACGAGCUCUCCUUCAGAGAUGGCAGUGCCACUGAGUGGAAAGAGACUGCCAGAUGGCUGAAGUUUGAAGAGGAUGUGGAAGACGGUGGGGAGAGGUGGAGUAAGCCCUAUGUGGCCACACUGUCACUGCACAGCUUAUUUGAACUGCGUAGCUGCAUACUUAAUGGCACAGUCAUGCUGGAUAUGAGGGCCAAUAGUAUUGAAGAAAUCGCAGACAUGUUAAUAGACAGCAUGGUGGCGUCGGGUCAGCUGAAGGAGGAUUUGCGCGACAAGGUGCGGGAAGCAAUGUUGAAGAAACACCAUCAUCAGAAUGAAAGAAAGCUCAGCAAUCGCAUCCCGCUGGUGCGCUCUAUUGCUGACAUAGGCAAGAAACAUUCUGACCCACUCUUGCUUGAAAGAAACGGAGAGGGCCUCUCCUCUUCACGUCUCUCUCUCCACAAGCCAGGGGCAGCCUCCUCUGUCUCCAACCUGUCCCAGAGACGAGAGUCCAGAGUCUCCGUCCUGCUCAACCACCUCCUGCCCUCUACUUCCUCCAACACUGGGCUGUCCCCCGGCCACUCUCCCCACACCACCCCUCAAAAUACCCCUUCGUCUUUUCGCCGUUCCUCUCAGAGCUCGUCACAAACCCAUGGCGCGGGCCUCGGCCCUCAAGGCAUCCCUGAGGUUGUGGUAUCUCCUCCCGAGGAUGACGACCCACCCAACUCUGCAGAAGAAGAGGCAGUGUCACCACAGCUCAGCCGGAGAGCAUCCUUGGCAUCCCACAACCAUGAGCUGCUGCCCUUAGAAGGACCGCUGGUGUCUCCAAACUCUCUCCCCAACAACCUGGACGGCAGCAAGGCAGCGGAAAGGAGGCCAUCUAAAGUAGGGGUCAGUAGAGAAAGCAGCAGUGUCGACUUCAGCAAGGUGGACAUGAAUUUCAUGAAAAAGAUUCCCCCGGGUGCCGAGGCUUCCAAUGUGCUGGUGGGAGAAGUGGACUUCCUGGAGAAGCCCAUAAUUGCAUUUGUACGACUAUCGCCGGCGGUCCUUAUCACAGGCCUCACUGAGGUUCCUGUGCCUACGAGGUUUCUUUUCCUACUGUUGGGUCCUCAUGGUAAAGGACCACAGUACCAUGAAAUUGGUAGAUCCAUGGCCACACUAAUGACAGAUGAGAUUUUCCAUGACGUGGCGUAUAAGGCCAAAGACCGGACGGAUCUUCUGUCCGGGAUAGAUGAGUUCCUCGACCAGGUGACCGUCCUGCCUCCUGGGGAAUGGGACCCUACGAUCCGGAUCGAACCCCCCAAGAAUGUCCCCUCACAGCUGAAGAGGAAGAGACCGACCCAGCCCAAUGGCACUGCAUCUCCAGCUGGAGAGCUGGAAAAAGAGGAGGACCAUGUUGUAGGGCCUGAGCUGCAGAGGACUGGAAGGAUUUUUGGAGGUCUGAUUCUGGACAUCAAGCGGAAGGCGCCCUUCUACUGGAGCGACAUCAGGGACUCGUUCAAUCUGCAGUGUCUCGCCUCUAUCCUCUUCCUCUACUGUGCCUGCAUGUCCCCUGUCAUCACAUUCGGAGGUCUGCUCGGGGAGGCAACAAAAGGCAACAUAAGCGCCAUAGAGUCUCUGUUUGGGGCAUCACUGACAGGAGUGGCGUACUCCCUGUUCGCAGGCCAACCCCUCACUAUUCUUGGCAGCACAGGGCCUGUUUUGGUGUUUGAGAAGAUUCUCUUUAAGUUCUGCAAGGACUACAGCCUGUCCUACCUGUCGCUGCGGACCAGCAUUGGUCUGUGGACAGCGUUCCUCUGUCUCGUCCUGGUGGCCACAGACGCUAGCUCGCUAGUCUGCUACAUCACCCGCUUCACAGAAGAAGCAUUCGCAGCGCUAAUCUGCAUCAUCUUCAUCUACGAGGCUCUGGAGAAGCUCUUUCACCUGGGAGAACACUACCCCGUCAACAUGCACAACAGCUUGGACAACCUCACCUUGUACUCAUGUCAGUGCUCGUCACCAGCCAACGCCUCAGACGAGCUGGUACAGAAGUGGAACCGGACAGGAUACAGUCCAGACUCAAUCCCAUGGAGCAGCCUGAACGUUUCGAUGUGCAAAUUGCUCCAUGGGGAGUUUGUGGGUCCUGCCUGUGGCCACCACGGGCCCUACAUCCCAGAUGUUCUCUUCUGGUCCAUUAUCCUCUUCUUCACCACCUUCUUUUUGUCUUCAUUCCUCAAGCAGUUUAAGACAGAACGAUACUUUCCCACCAAGGUGCGUUCCACUAUCAGCGACUUUGCUGUGUUUAUAACCAUCAUGAUCAUGGUGCUGGUGGACUAUCUCAUGGGGAUCCCCUCUCCUAAACUGAAUGUUCCUGACCGCUUUGAGCCGACUUCAAAGAACAGAGGCUGGCUCAUGGACCCACUGGGAGAAAAUCCCGUUUGGACGCUGCUGGUGGCGGCACUUCCUGCCCUGCUCUGCACCAUCCUCAUCUUUAUGGACCAGCAGAUCACUGCAGUCAUCAUCAACCGCAAAGAGCACAAGCUGAAGAAAGGCUGUGGCUAUCACCUGGACCUGCUGGUCGUCGCCAUAAUGCUGGGCGUGUGCUCCAUCAUGGGCUUGCCAUGGUUCGUGGCCGCAACCGUCCUCUCCAUCUCCCACGUCAACAGCCUGAAGGUGGAGUCCGGCUGCUCGGCACCAGGAGAGCAGCCCAAGUUUCUGGGCAUCAGGGAGCAGCGGGUCACUGGAUUCAUGAUCUUUGUCCUCAUGGGUUGUUCUGUGUUCAUGACGUCAGUGCUCAAGUUUAUUCCGAUGCCCGUCCUGUAUGGAGUCUUUCUCUACAUGGGUGUCUCGUCCCUCAAAGGCAUUCAAUUCUUUGACAGAAUCAAAUUGUUUGGCAUGCCCGCCAAGCACCAGCCCGAUCUGAUCUACCUGCGCUACGUGCCGCUGUGGAAGGUCCACAUCUUCACCCUGGUGCAGCUCACCUGUUUGGUGCUGCUCUGGGUCAUCAAGGCUUCUGCAGCAGCUGUUGUGUUUCCCAUGAUGGUUCUGGCGCUGGUCUUUAUCCGGAAGCUGCUCGACUUUUUCUUUACCAAGAGGGAGCUGAGCUGGUUGGAUGACUUGAUGCCAGAAAGCAAGAAGAAGAAAGAGGACGACAAGAAAAAGAAAGCGCGUGAAAAGCUGGAGGAAGAGUCCAGGCUGCAGGAAGAGGAGGAGAUGGGCAUGAAGGUCAGCUUUGAAGGCUCAAACCGACUCAACAUCCCGGUGAAAGCGCUCUCAGGGAGUUCUGAUUCUGACCCCUUGGUUGUAAAUAUCUCUGAUGAAAUGGCCAAAACCGCAGUGUGGAAAGCAGUGAACUCGAAUGCAGAGUCUUGUGUCCAACCUGUGAAGCGUAGCGGAAGCCAGGAGAAGGUGGCCUGCGUCAGGGUGGACGUCAGCCCGGACUCGCCCGGAGGAGGCUCCACCGCCGAGACCUUCCUGUGAUCAGGGGAAGGCCGUCCCUCCUUCCUGAUUCCUCCCCCCCCCUCCUCCACAACUCUCUACCCCGCCGAUGGGGGGACGCUGAACUGGAGCAGCACAACCUGUCUGCAGAGCUCCCUUUUUCCUCGAGGGCGGCGGGCGAGCUCCCCCGAGGCCGCGAGUCCACCCCGGUCUCGGAAGUCCUACACGUGCAGCACGCGUACAAACGGCUGCCAAGCUGCACUGUUGAGCAAACAUCUCCACGAAACGAAGGAAUUUUGCUGUUACUGCCCACCGACGCUCACUGUUUGGGAAAUCCUCUCAUCUAGCAACUUCUGUUCAUUUGUUAUUUAAACCACAGAUGCCAAAGGAAGGCCUCACGGUGGGAGUCUGUACAUUUUAAGUUCAGUUUUAUUGUUUUUAGCUGGUCUCAGUACUGUACGGUUUAUUUCGGUCCUUCAGCUCAUACGCCGUGAGCUGCAUCGUUCGUUUCAGCGUUUUUAAGACCUCACACUAAAACUACACCAGCUUGAAAACUCAUUUGAUUAAAGCCAUUCAGGUACCGUCGGUGUCAGACGAUUAUAUUUUUUCUAUUAGUUCUGGCACAUUAAACGACAAACCAAAACAGAGGUACAUUCAGACAGACGCUACACGACGCCGCCGCCACACUAAUACUGCCGACAUCCUCGUUGGAUCCAUGAAUCAUCUCUCCUGCCUCCAGGGGGAAAAAAAACAAAAACACUCAGUAUUGAUAUUGCUGCUCGAAAAAAGUUCAUGUAAACUUCACUGUUCAUAUGUGAUCUUAUAGAAAUAUCAUGAUAUAUAUGUAUGUAUGUAUGUGCACUGUGUUCAUUUGUAAUAUGAUAGAAAACCUACUUCAGAGGCCAUAUGACGUCUGUACUGUACAGGAAGCACUUUGCCAGUAUAGUUUCUUACCUAAAGCGGAUUCUAGCGUGUUAAUAAAAAAGGUCGCUCCUCCUCCCACAGUAUUUAUGGAGCCAUUGGUUGUUUAAAUGUCAGUUAAACAACUCGGGCGGCUGAUUUCUGGUCACGAGGCGGCGAUAAUUAACCCGUGUCCCUCUCAUCGCAACUAUUUUAAAAUCAUAGAAUAUAGUGAGGUGCAAAGUUUAAAAAAAAAAAAAAAAAGAGAACAUUUGUGACCCCGGCUGUUUUUAUACUGUCUGUGUUAAUGUUGUUGAGUGUGUGUGAGUGUGUGUGUGUGUGUGUGUGUGGGAGGAGAUAUAAAGAUAAUU
Messenger RNA from Stegastes partitus (bicolor damselfish), 5108 nucleotides. RefSeq names its product sodium bicarbonate cotransporter 3-like. The coding region runs from base 85 to 3879 and encodes 1264 amino acids. The record is from RefSeq and is a predicted model, not a curated record. The transcript is spliced from 26 exons. Lineage: Eukaryota; Metazoa; Chordata; Actinopteri; Pomacentridae. Gene Ontology annotation, molecular function: sodium:bicarbonate symporter activity; solute:inorganic anion antiporter activity; monoatomic anion transmembrane transporter activity. Gene Ontology annotation, biological process: transmembrane transport; regulation of intracellular pH; bicarbonate transport. Gene Ontology annotation, cellular component: plasma membrane; basolateral plasma membrane; apical plasma membrane.